UCGCCCCGGACUCCCAGCCGCUGCCCGGACCUCCCCCUGCGCCCCGACCCUGCCGCCGCUGCCGCGACCCGUUCGCCCAUCUCCCGCACCUCGGAACCACAGAUCGUCUUAGAUUCUUCCUCAGAAGCUUCAAGUAGGGAUAUGUCCUCAGCACCAACUACUCCUCCAUCAGUGGAUAAAGUAGACGGAUUUUCUCGGAAGUCCGUCAGAAAAGCCAGACAGAAGAGGUCACAAAGUUCCUCACAGUUUAGGUCUCAAGGCAAGCCUAUUGAGUUAACACCUCUGCCGCUGCUAAAAGACGUUCCAACCUCAGAGCAGCCUGAACUGUUCCUAAAGAAACUGCAGCAGUGCUGUGUCAUUUUUGACUUCAUGGACACCCUAUCUGAUCUUAAAAUGAAAGAAUACAAGCGCUCCACUCUUAGUGAACUGGUGGACUACAUUACAAUAAGCAGAGGCUGUUUGACAGAGCAGACUUACCCUGAAGUAGUUAGAAUGGUGUCCUGCAAUAUAUUCAGAACUCUCCCUCCCAGUGACAGCAAUGAAUUUGACCCAGAAGAAGACGAACCUACCCUCGAGGCAUCAUGGCCACACCUACAGCUUGUAUAUGAAUUUUUCAUACGAUUUUUGGAAAGCCAAGAAUUCCAACCCAGCAUUGCCAAAAAGUACAUAGAUCAGAAAUUCGUAUUGCAGCUUUUGGAGCUGUUUGACAGUGAAGAUCCUCGAGAACGGGAUUACUUAAAAACAGUCUUACACAGAAUUUAUGGCAAAUUUCUUGGUCUUAGAGCAUUUAUCCGAAAACAGAUUAACAAUAUUUUUCUAAGGUUUGUUUAUGAAACAGAACACUUCAAUGGCGUAGCUGAACUAUUGGAAAUACUAGGAAGUAUUAUCAAUGGCUUUGCUUUACCUCUGAAGGCAGAACAUAAACAGUUCCUGGUAAAAGUGUUGAUCCCUUUACACACAGUCAGGAGCUUAUCACUCUUCCAUGCCCAGUUGGCAUACUGUAUAGUACAGUUUCUGGAGAAAGAUCCUUCACUCACAGAACCAGUUAUUAGGGGCUUAAUGAAAUUUUGGCCUAAAACAUGCAGUCAAAAAGAGGUCAUGUUCCUUGGGGAGCUGGAAGAAAUUCUGGAUGUCAUUGAACCUUCACAAUUUGUUAAAAUUCAAGAACCUUUGUUUAAACAAAUUGCCAAGUGUGUAUCCAGCCCGCAUUUUCAGGUGGCAGAAAGAGCACUGUAUUAUUGGAAUAAUGAAUACAUCAUGAGUUUGAUAGAAGAAAACUCCAAUGUCAUCCUUCCCAUCAUGUUUUCCAGCCUCUACAGGAUUUCAAAAGAACACUGGAAUCCAGCCAUCGUGGCACUUGUGUACAAUGUGCUGAAGGCGUUCAUGGAGAUGAACAGCACCAUGUUUGACGAGCUCACAGCCACGUACAAGUCAGAUCGUCAGCGUGAGAAAAAGAAAGAAAAAGAGCGUGAAGAAUUGUGGAAAAAAUUGGAGGACCUGGAGUUAAAGAGAGGCCUGAGACGUGAUGGGAUAAUUCCAACUUAACAGAAGUAUGACAACAACGUUACUAACCUGUGGAGUCACACAUUUAUGUAGUAGAAGAUGGAGCAACAGUUUUCUGUAUUGUGCAACUUUACAGUAGAUUUCACAUUUGUUUCAUUAUUACAACAGCACUGUAUAUACCCUGUCUCUAAGUAAAAGAAAAAAAUAAGGACUUCAAUCCAAAGUUUGGACAGUAGAUGGACUUCUCAGAACUUCGCAAACAUAAUCAUUGUUCUAACCCUCUUAAAAACAAACACAAAAGCAGUCUUCAGAGAUUGUUGAUGAAAUUACUAUGUUAAAAUCCCACUAUCAGGAGUUCCUUAUUUAUCACUAGCAGAGAGUAUGAUAUAAUUUUCAAAUGUGAACAAUCUUAAAUUUAGCUUGUCUUUCUGCUAAGCUGUUAAAUGUAUUUAUAGGAAAGGAAAGAAAAAGCAAACAAAGACUGUCGUUUCCGUAUGAGUUUGUAUAACUUCUUCUCUGGAUAACUUGACUGUGAUUUGACAUCUUUUCCUUUUGCACAUCUUCCUGAGUUGAAUGUCCGUGUGGAAAGGGCCAUGAAUUCUAACGGUCCCUGAUGAAAGUUGUGUCUACUGGAGUGAACAUCUUUCCAGUAACCAGGUAGUCCUGGUUCUCCUCUAGUUCUAGGAUUAGGAGUUAAAAGAGAAGAGGUGAUAAACAUAGUAGGAAAGGGAAUUUAGGAUUCACACAUCCGUUGGUGGUGAAUCCAGAUCACUGUCUUGAAUCCUUUGAAAACAGGCACUGGGACAUCACAAGCUUCAGUACCUGACAGUAUUAGUUGCAUACAUCAUUGAAAAUACAUACGAAAGAUAUGUUAGAUAUGUCAGGAAAACAUCCUUUUGGACCAUAGGACAUAGAAAGACAAACAUUAAACAAUAUAACCAUGAAAUUGAUCACCAGGAUUGAGAAUUGGGAAAAGAGUUUGAGCAAGCAGCUUGGACUGUUUGGAUUUGUUGCCUUACUUUUUAAUAUGUAUUUAUAAAGUAUUUCAGCAAAAGAGGAUGUAGCCUCUGGGGAAAAACAAACAUGUUACAGUGUUUUUUGUAGAUUCUUGUUCUAUAUCUCAUCACAGCGCCAGCCCUGUUUUUGGCCAGAAAGGAUUCAGGAUAAACAUUAUGCAUUCUGAAUGGGAUGCAUAUUCCUAACUACUGUAUUUGUUACCAAAAGUGGUUCUACAAAUGCUACUGAAAAAUCUGGGAAUUCCUAAUGUCCUGAGUAUUAAUAAUAAAGUUUAAAAAUGCUUUUAUAUCAAAGGUGCAUUGUGACCAAAUUGUUUAAGAAAAAGUAAAAACAAAACCUAGGGCUGUAUUAUAGAUAGAUUUUUAUUGGCUCUCUGCUUUGUAUUAAAAGCGGAGUCUUACAUCUUGGGCAGGUAAAUUGCUGGUAGAACUUGUGUACAAUGUGUACUUACCCACCGUGGUUUCAUUGUAUGUACUGAAAGAUUUGUGCUUUGGGAUUUGUUUCCAGGAUGCUUUUGCUUGUUACUGACCCGGCAGCAGUGAGUUGAAAAUUCUAAACCAUCACUUCCAGCAGUAUUCACAGUAUAGAGCUGAUUCUCUGUUCAUAUGUUGAAUUGUAAUAGUAGCAAACACAGACAUACGAGCUGUUGUUGCUCUUAAUUAGAAAUACAAUAUAAAUAUGGGCUUGUAUAUUUUCUUCCUUCAUUUAAAUAUAAAGUAGAAUUUGCAGGGUUUUUUUGUUUCCAGAAAAAAGAAGAAAAGCUGCUGACCUUUCUCCCCUAUGAUGCGUUUCCAGAUUACCAAUCAGGUUACAGUGUAUACGUAAAAGCCAACUAAUUAUGGAUAUUGUUAUCUAGGUAAUUUUGUAAGAAGUGAAAAUGAAAACAAAACGGGCUUUGUUAAUUCCUAAGAAAUAGCGUUAAAUCAUAUGCAACACCAAACACAACAUGAUUUAAUGGAUUUAGUAGUUUUGUUUCUUUCCUUUCCUUUUCUAAGAAAUUCAUUGUAAUGUUAGCAAAGGCUUCCAAAAAUGAAACAACUUGCUUUAAAAGUACAAGAGCAAAAGUACAAGUUCACAUACUGAUCUUGAUUAAAAAAAAAAUAAAUUUGUAACAAGUAUUCUUUAGCCCUUUUGAUUUUAGCCCUUCCCUUUUGACUCUGCAUUUAUUUUUGAUGGUAUAACCUAUUGUUUACCAUGAGAUAGGCAUGGAAAUCACAGGCUUAUGAAGAAUCUGCCCACUCAAGUGAAAUGCAGUCAUUUGAAAUUAGAAAGGCCAGAACCCCUUUCUGUACCAUUUCCUUUCCUCAAUGCAGGUGAAAACCACAAGAAUUUCUUGAUGUCAAUUUUGUGGGUUUGCCAUUCCAAACUGAGAAGAAUAAAGCUAAAUUUUAGACAUUGAAAGAAGCAAUUAGAGCUCUCUGUCUAAAAUUCCUAUGGCAACUUCUAAGAAGAAACACUGUCUUUUCUUUUUUAACUAAAAGUGACAAUGUGACAUUUGUCAUGUUGUGUGCGGUGAUGCGGAGUAACUGAGGUAAUCUGACUGUUGCACUAUGUGACAUAUUUAAGGAUGUACUGGCUGCAUUUGCAGCAGCCCUCUCUCUGUCCCUUCCUGCAAUUCUGUCACCGCGAUCUGAGUUCAUUGUGACAAAUGCAUCUUCGUGUUAUAUUUUGUUUGUCUCAUAGUUUCCAGAACUAUAUAUAAAUAUAUUUUUAAAAUAGCAAAUAUCGUAGUUAGUGAGUGAUAAUUACUCCAUAUCCCUACCAUAUUGGUUUCAGGGAUGGGAUUAAGAGUGUCAUUUGAAGAAAAAAAAACUCAACCCUGUGGUUUAGAAUGAUGCUGAGGCCUGAGGCUGUAGGCCUGGAACUAUGUGAGCGAAGUGACUCCAUCUCCUUAGAGUCGCGCAUGCAUUCCGUUUUCUCAUCAUGCAAGUGUCCCCCGUUGUUCAACCUCAGUGUUUACUUUUUGUCCUUUUCAAUUUUUGUUCUUCCUCACAUCUGACUUUUUAUAAAAUAAAAGAAAAAAUAAAAAAGUAAAAGAAAUGAUACCCUCGAUCCCGCUGGAUACUCAUAAGCAGGGUUAUACUCCUUCGUCUUGGGCACGUUUGCCUAAAUGGAAGGACUUAAUUUAUUUCAUACCUCCUUCCACGCGUGGGGCAGUCCAGGUGUAGGGCUGGGAAUUGCUCAUAAUUGCACCUGCUGUACUUAAAUAUAUAGCCCUAGGCUCAAUCACACUAUGGAAAGAAAAAAAGAAGUAUAUUUAGAGCUUUAAAAGCUUUUUUAUUUUUUUGUGGGUAAGGGGGGGUGGGUAAGGGAUGUGUGGGUGAUAGGACGUUACUGGGAUUUUUAAGUGUUCGGGGUUUUGUUUUUCUUCCUGUUUUUUGUUUCUGUUCUUCCCAUUAAUUGGAUGCACUGACCUGGCCCAGGAAAUGAAGAGACUCUCUCUCUUGAUGCUAUUACCAAUGUUAUCACGAAGUGACAGUCACCUCUAGCAAAGGAAAAAAGGUGGCAUCAGACAUGAUCAGUGAUGUUUUAUUUGCACAUGAAUAUUUUUAUUUUUGUAUUCUGGCUCAGCUGCUUCUCUGAGUGGAGUUAAGGAAUGAGCCACAAAGGAUUUUUUGUAAUAGGUAUAUUGGCAAUGCAUUUUUAUAUUUCUCUAUAUUUAAUUUUGAAAAUCUAAAAGGAGGAUUGUGCAUCUUGAGAGAAAGUUGAGCAGACUUUGACGUAGUGGAAUGUUAGCCCGUGCUGCUGCUUAUGCACGACGGCAGCAGUAGUCUGUCUCUUGGAAAUGAACGAUGUCUAUGAAUAUAGAUUUCCUUUUCUUCCCUUCCCUUGUCCCUCCCUCCCUUCUUCCAUCUCCUUUUCCCCCUUUAUCUUGUCUUUGGAUUUCUUUUCUUUCAGUCCCUCCCUCCCUCUUUACUUUUAAAAAAAUCACUUAUUGUAAAUAAGUUGUAAUCCAAACCUCAUGUAUCAGUGGGGAGAUUUCAAAUAUAAAUAUUACCAAUACAUUUUCUGGUGGUUGUCUGAUUUUUGACUGAAGUAUAAUGAGAAUGACAUCCAUUGCUUUUGGUUCGGGGGUUUUGCUACAGCUUCAUAAAUCUUUGGUAUUUUAGUAUUGCAUUGUUUUAGCAGGAGAGGGCAGCACAAGUUCAUUUUCCAUGUUAGUACUGCUGUGGUUCUUGACUGGUUUUCAACUUAGCUAUGAGUGUGUGUACCUGUUAUUUUUUUCUUUUUAAAACAGCAUCUGUGUGUGGGUAGAGGUAAAAAUGAAACAUUUUUGAUAUGAAAAGUUGCAUAUGAAAAUUAUAGACUGGUUCAGCCAGACAGUGAAGACCUUCUAUGCCACAUCAAAGUGAAAAUGCUACAAAGAAUCUCCCAGCCCUGGCUAGAACAUGUUACUUCUUUUUCAACACAACAGAACGCAAGCUGUGUCUUACACACUUGGAAUUUAAAAUGUUCUUCGGAAAUAACUUACUUUAUUCUAAGUGGUGACAGAAACGAAAAUGGAGGUGCUCCCAGAACGAAAUGUAACCUUCCCCUUUCAUAGCUCUUUGAGAGGUUCUGUACUGUGGGUGCAUCCAAAUAAAGCAGCAGUGAAGAGUU
Messenger RNA from Cavia porcellus (domestic guinea pig), 6120 nucleotides. RefSeq names its product protein phosphatase 2 regulatory subunit B'epsilon (gene Ppp2r5e). Gene Ontology annotation, biological process: protein dephosphorylation; signal transduction. The record is from RefSeq and is a predicted model, not a curated record. The transcript is spliced from 14 exons. Gene Ontology annotation, cellular component: cytosol; nucleus; protein phosphatase type 2A complex. Gene Ontology annotation, molecular function: protein phosphatase activator activity. NCBI's taxonomy places the organism in Eukaryota, Metazoa, Chordata, Mammalia, Rodentia, Caviidae. The coding region runs from base 142 to 1545 and encodes 467 amino acids.